Gymnodraco acuticeps is the source of this 2011-nucleotide messenger RNA. Its product is annotated as signal-regulatory protein beta-2-like. Lineage: Eukaryota; Metazoa; Chordata; Actinopteri; Perciformes; Bathydraconidae. The record is from RefSeq and is a predicted model, not a curated record. Gene Ontology annotation, biological process: response to bacterium. The transcript has 6 exons. The coding region runs from base 604 to 1620 and encodes 338 amino acids.
CCCUAAACAAUAAGGGAGUGGGACUACUUUAUACUGAAGAAAUAGUCCCUCUGAAAACUCCCGUCACUGUUUCUUCAAAGAGCCCACGCUCUUCAUUGUUUUUUUUAAACGUUCUAGUUUGCCAGUUGGCUUACCUCAUUCAGGUCAGUGUAACCAAGUGCUAUGGUAUGUUGAAUUAUUUAUUAUAUACAUACAUACAUUAUAAAAGCUUUUUGCAUGUAGACACACGUUACAGUCUACAAAAUGUGUGUGGCCCAUUGUUCUGAAAAGUUUGCAUAUAUACUGAAGUUUCCAUUUUGCCAACCUCAUUGUGGUUUACCUGUGAGUUGCCAUGUAUUAUCAUUUACAGUAUGUCUUGACUCAUUGGCUCUUUACAAAGUAAACACAUUUUCAAAACAAUUUUUUGCUGACACUUAGUUGAAAAACAGGUCAUGAGGAAGGUUGCUUCAAUGUGAAACAGCCAAUCAUGUUUAACAAGGUAAAUAUGGUGAACCAAUCAGACCUGACGGAUGUGCCCCAAAUGUAGGACAAGUUGUAAAUGAGUUAAGUCAGAACUGCUGCUGAGAAGAAGCCGGGCCAGUGAACGCAGAUAAAGAAGAUAAGAUGAUCCUGAACUUUGUGAAUGUAUUCCUGCUCUGGCCUUUGUGUGUGGCACAGACAGAUGACAUUUCUCAGCCGGUUCCUUUCCAAAUGGUGAAGAUUGGAGACUCGGCUACUAUUGAAUGUCACAUAAAAAGUAUCAUACAAAAGAGAGUCUGGUACAAAUACACGUUGGGGAAGAGACUACAGCUUGUGGUAGCAUUUCAUGAUAAAUAUAAUUGGAGUGAAAUGUCAGAGGAAUUUCCUAACCGUUAUUCAGCCAAAUUUAACGGAACCAAAAUCCACCUGAGCAUAUCUGCGACAACAUGGGAAGACGUUGGAACAUACUUCUGUGGAGUCGUGCAAUUAAAAGACAUCCAAUUUGGAUCGGGAACCUUUUUGAUGCUGAAAGGUGCAAACAUGUUCAGUGAGUCUGUCAUCCAGCAGCCAGAGUCAAAAUCAGUCCAGCCAGGAGACUAUGUGACCGUCAGCUGCUCACACACAGGCCACUGUGCAGCAGAACACACUAUUGUCACGUGGCUGAAGAGCUCUCAGCAUUCUGCUCCACAAAUGAUUUACUUCUCUGGAAAUGGGACCUGCCAGAGGAAAGAGAGUGGAAAAACAACCUGCGUUUACAGCCUUCUCCUGAGGGACAUCAGCUCUGAAGAUGCUGCAACCUACUACUGUGUCGUGACUUCCUGUGGACAGACACUGGUUGGAAAUGGGACCAGAAUUUAUAUUCACAACAAUGCUUUCGAAUCACAACUAAAUCCAACCAUUAUUGCUCUGAUGCUGUCCAACGUCGCUCUUGGGAUUAUGACAGUCAUCCUCAUAUCCACUCUUUGCAAGAGCCGGAGGAGAGACUCCACAGCGUCAACUGAUGGAUCUUCAGACGAUCAUCAAACUAGUGAUGCAGUUACCUAUACAGACCCCAGAAGCCUGCCCCGCAGACAAGCUGCAGUGAGAUACUGUGAAUGUCAAGGUUCUGUCCUAUAUUCAGACGUCAGACACUGUCAACCGAACCGAGAAGAUUCAUUUUAAGAAGGCGGACAACAAGAAAGAAUUAAGACUAUGGAGCAUGAAUGGAUUAUUGUAUAUGUCCUAUCAGAGUCGGCAGCAGACCUAAAUACAUGGGUGGGCAUUUGAUUUAUGGGGUCGGGCCCAAGGUAAAAAAAAUCUGUUUAUUGAUCGUGCUGAUUCAUUACCAGCAUAUCUCCCUAUCUACAGUAUACGUAACAUUAUGUGCAUCUUGAAGUUCACUGACCUGAAAACAACAUGGUUAAAGUAUAUUCCUAUUUAAGUAUUGAAAACACAAAUUAACCGGGGCAUUGGCGACAUCGGUCCAGCAGAAUGAUAAAGUAUAGUAACAACCGAAAUAUUGAAGCUGGACCCUCUGUAGGUUCAACAUUUUGAUUAAAAAAAAGCAAUUUUU